GUGGCGCUGCGGCGAAGGCGCGGGCCGCAGCCGGAAGGAGGAGCCGCUCGUGGGGCCGCGCCUGCCCGUCUUCCGCGUCUGGCCGUCCGGCCGCCUACCGGAGUCCACGCCAUGGUACCCGGCUCGGUCUUACCCCGGCUGCUCGGCGCAGGUGUCCGGCGCUGGCCGCUCCAGCUGCACCUCGUCCAGACGGCGACCCCGGGCCCGGUGGGGCCGAGCGGCAGGACGCUGGGGAGCGCCGUGGCCUCUGCAGCCCGGGAGCCCGAGCGCAGCAGCGAUCUGAACGAGAGGAUCCUGAGCGAGCCCCUCAAGCACUUAGACUUCUUCAAUGUCAAGGAAUUGUUUUCUGUAAGAAGUCUCUUCGAUGCCCGGGUGCACCUGGGACACAAAGCUGGCUGUCGGCACAGGUUCAUGGAGCCGUAUAUCUUCGGGAGCCGCUUGGACCAGGACAUCAUUGACCUGGAACAGACGGCGACGCACCUGCAGCUGGCCUUGAAUUUCACGGCCCAUGUGGCCUAUCGCGAGGGCAUCAUCCUGUUUGUGAGCCGCAGUCGGCAGUUCUCACACCUGAUCGAGAACGUGGCCCGGGACUGCGGGGAAUACGCCCAUACCCGCUACUUCAAGGGCGGCCUGCUGACCAACGCGCCCCUCCUCCUGGGCCCCAGCGUCCGCCUGCCAGACCUCAUCAUCUUUCUGCACACGCUCAACAACGUCUUUGAGCCCCACAUAGCCGUGAGGGACGCGGCCAAGAUGAACAUCCCCACUGUGGGCAUCGUGGACACCAACUGCAACCCAUCCCUCAUCACGUACCCCGUCCCGGGCAAUGACGACUCGCCCCCGGCCGUCCAGCUCUUCUGCAGGCUCUUCCAGACCACCAUCAACCGGGCCAAAGAGAAGCGCAAGCAGGUCGAGGCCCUGUACCGACUGCAGGGCCAGGAGGGCGCCAAGGGCCACGGUGCAGCCGACCCUCCUUCCCCGGGAGUGCAGGCCGAGCUGGACUUGGGUCAUUCCCCUUGACCUGCCUGCUCUUCUCCCGAGUGAAACAGCAGCCGAGUCUGUUCUGAAGCUGGGACCCAACCCCCUGUACCCACACCCACCCCCGGCAUGGUUCUUAGCACCUUCCCAGUUAUUCCAGGCUUCGGGUCCCUGCUGCUAGGAAUGCUUCUCAGCAGCUGCCCGCCCGGGGCUCCACUUCAGACCCGAGGACCCAGCAGGCUCGCUGGGCAAGUGGCCUGCCUGGAAACGACCCGUCGGAAAACAUCCCGUCCCUGGAGUCUGAAGUCCUUGCUUCUGCCUCAAGAUGAGUCCCUUGUGUGUUAGGAAGGUUCUCACCAGCUUGACUUUUCUCAACCAGAAUACCCCUAGGUUGGGCUGCUUCCCCGCUGCCUGGCUUCAGGGGCUGUGUUAUAACGUGAGGUUGCAGGGUGAGCCACUAAGAAGAUUCCAUCCGGGUUGGGACAGGCUGGGCAAAGCAGACAGCAUGAUUUCAACAGGAAUAAAGCUUAGAUUUGGGCAGAAUGGGGACCUGGACCGUUG
Molecule: messenger RNA, 1536 nt
Organism: Orcinus orca (killer whale)
Lineage: Eukaryota; Metazoa; Chordata; Mammalia; Artiodactyla; Delphinidae
Gene: MRPS2
Product: mitochondrial ribosomal protein S2
Exons: 4
Coding region: 112-1017 (301 amino acids)
Biological process (GO): translation
Cellular component (GO): mitochondrial small ribosomal subunit; ribosome
Molecular function (GO): structural constituent of ribosome
Source: RefSeq, a predicted model, not a curated record